Molecule: messenger RNA, 3117 nt
Organism: Erythranthe guttata (spotted monkey flower)
Lineage: Eukaryota; Viridiplantae; Streptophyta; Magnoliopsida; Lamiales; Phrymaceae
Gene: PUM5
Product: pumilio 5
Biological process (GO): post-transcriptional regulation of gene expression
Cellular component (GO): cytoplasm
Molecular function (GO): mRNA binding
Source: RefSeq, a predicted model, not a curated record
AGAGAGGGAGAGGAGAGAGAGAGAGAGAGAGAGAGACAGCGUGUUGGGUUACGGAAGCGACAUUUGUAUUUCCUUCCUAAUAAAACAAAACAAAAGAACCGAAGAAGAAGAAGAAGAAGUAAUAUAAUAUAAAUAAGCUGGUCGGUCGGCCAACAUAUUUAUUCGGUUGGGUUCCUUCCGGUGACUUUUGUUCUUCUGAUCGUUUACUGUAACUCAAACAAUUGUAAGACUCUCUGCUCAAUCUUUAACACCAUCCAUCCCAUUGGGUGAUCAUGUGCGUAUGUUUGUAGAAUCCAGUACUACUCACUUUCUGUGAAUAAGAGAUGUGACAAAAAGUACUGACAAAUUAUAACUAUUAAGUAUGACAACUGAAAACCCUAUGAGAGUUUCGGAGGAUAGCGUUGGAGCUGCAAAGUGGGCCCCACCCAGGGCCACUCCUGCUUUUUCUUCUUCAUCAGCAACCGAAGAACUGGGGUCGUUGCUCAGAGGCCACGACAACACUGAAAGAGAUGGCAUUAAUAUUGCUCCUAAUCGUAGUGGUAGUGCACCUCCAAGCAUGGAAGCCUCUUUCUCCGCUUUUGGCAAUAAUUGGAGAUCACCCUCUGUAGAUGGUGGUCGUGGAAGUGGAUCUAUGUACAUAUCGAGAACUUCUCUUUCUACGACCCAUGAGGACGACCCUGAAGAUGAUACAACACUAAAGGAUGACCGGACAAAAAGUACUAGUCUCAUGUUUGGACACAACUCUUUGUCGUUUAGUGCUCGUCACAAAAGUUUGGCUAAUCUUCUACAGGAGAGUUUUCCGCGGACGCCUUCGCCAGUGUUUAGCCAGAAUCGUUCCUCAAGCCAUGUCGGCGAAGCUUUCAACCAUGAAAUGCAAGGCCUGUCACUGGAUUCUGGCAUUGAUAUCCCCACAGUUCCAAUAAAUCCUUUCCUCGACACCUCAGGAAGGUCUCUUUCCAUGCACGGGGAUGAAUUAAUUAGCUACCAUGUUUCCGGAACUGGUCUGCAAAGAAAUAUCAACUCGGUUGAGAUGCAGCCAUCUCCUUUAUAUGCAAGUACUGGAGCUUAUAUGGCUCCAGGAACUUCAUUUUAUCCCAAUCUCAGUACUUCCGGUUUAUAUACUACUACUCCACAGUACAGUGGAUAUUCUAUGGAUUCCUCAACAUUUAUUCCACCGUAUCUGGCUGGAUAUCCACCUCAGACAGCUUUUCCUUUGCAUAUUAAUGCCAAUUCUGGACAAAAUCUUACUAGUCAAACUCCUGGCAUUCCAACUGGGGAAAACUUCUCAAAAGGCUCUGCUGCUGUACAGAAUUUAAACCGGUUUUAUGGCCAAUACGGAGUAACAAUGCCUCCAACCUUUCAAGAUCCUCUUUCGUUGCAGUAUUUCCAGCAGACUAUGCGAGAUCCGUAUGGUGUACCUAUGCAAUAUGCCAAUUUACCAUCACCUGCUGGGCAGACAUUCCAGUUCUCCCCACGUGGGAAUAUUGGCAUUCCAAGUGCAAGGGAAACAAUGAUACCUGGUACGAGUUACCUUAGCAGUCCCACUGGUCUAGGAUUUGUGCCUCAGUUCCCAACAUCACCUCUUGGUAGUCCAGUUUUCCCGCAGUCUCCGGUUGGAGGCACAAGCACAAGUUCAUUAGGAAGAAGAUAUGAUUUUGGGUUUUCUCAAACUUCACCCAGAAAUGUUGGUGGGUAUGCCAGGUGGCAAGGACAAAGGGAGGCUGACAGCUUUAGUGAAUACAGAAAACAUUCUUUUCUUGAAGAACUUAAAACAAGCAAUGCUAGAAGAAUUGAUCUCUCUGACAUUGUAGGUCGUAUUGUUGAAUUCAGUGUUGAUCAACAUGGGAGUCGAUUUAUACAACAGAAGUUGGAAAAUUGUAGUGUACAAGAGAAGGAGUUGGUCUUUAAGGAAGUUCUCCCACAUGCUUCAAAAUUGAUAACCGACGUCUUUGGGAAUUAUGUUAUUCAGAAGUUCUUUGAACACGGGACGUACGAUCAAAGGAAGGAACUUGCAAGCCAAUUAUCGGGACAGAUGCUACCUUUAAGUUUGCAAAUGUAUGGUUGUCGUGUUAUACAAAAGGCUCUGGAGGUUAUCGAUGUUGAGCAGAAGACAGAACUUGUACUGGAACUGGAUGGGCAUGUAAUGAGAUGUGUGAGGGAUCAAAAUGGAAAUCACGUCAUACAAAAAUGCGUUGAAUGUAUGCCCACUGAAAAUAUUGAUUUUAUCAUCUCCGCCUUCCAUGGACAAGUAGCUACGCUAUCUACUCAUCCCUAUGGUUGUCGAGUGAUUCAGAGGGUUUUGGAGCAUUGCUCAGAUGACGUAAGAUGUGGAACAAUAGUGGAUGAGAUACUGGAAUCUGCUUCUGAUCUUGCUCGUGAUCAGUAUGGCAACUACGUCACACAGCACGUUUUGGAAAGGGGAAAACCGCUUGUACGGAGUCAAAUUAUCCGCAAAUUGUGUGGGAAAAUUGUACAGAUGAGCCAGCAUAAGUAUGCAUCAAAUGUUGUAGAGAAAUGCUUAGAGUUUGGCGAUGCUGCUGAACGGGAGUUCUUGAUUGAUGAGAUCCUUCUGCAGUCUGAAGAAAAUGACAAUUUACUGGUGAUGAUGAAGGACCAGUUUGCAAAUUACGUAGUCCAGAAGAUUCUUGAAAUUAGUAACGAUAAGCAGAGAGAAACAUUGCUUCAUCGAAUUCGGCUUCAUCUCAUUGCUUUGAGGAAAUAUACAUAUGGGAAACAUAUAGUUGCUCGAUUUGAACAAUUAUGUGGUGAAGAUAAUGGAAGUACCUCAGAGCCAUAGGGGAUUUGCUUUGAAUGUCGGAGAAUUAUUUUACGAGAUUCUCUGCUCUUACCUGACAUUGAAAGUGGAUAUAGCUGAGAUAAGCUCAUAAUAGUCCAACCUCCGGUCGACAAGUGCUGGGCAGUGCAUUUAGAAGUUAGGUUGAAAUUACUAUGUCGGUACGUAUAUAUGUGAGAAUGUAGCAGUGUGGUGUAACUUCUAGUAGAAAUGUGUGAGUAAUGUAUAGAUAGAAGCAGGGGACUUGCUUAGGUGUAGUUUGAAUGCUGAUUCGUCGAUUUGUCGAGUGUUUGUUUAUUUGAGGAGUUGAGUUGCAAACCAUA